Capsella rubella is the source of this 1475-nucleotide messenger RNA. RefSeq lists its product as uncharacterized. Bases 23 to 1291 code for a protein of 422 amino acids. The record is from RefSeq and is a predicted model, not a curated record. NCBI's taxonomy places the organism in Eukaryota, Viridiplantae, Streptophyta, Magnoliopsida, Brassicales, Brassicaceae. The transcript has 2 exons.
CAAAAGAAAGACUAACCCAAUCAUGGAUUCUAACGGUGGCUUUCAUGAGGUGGAAAAAGAUGGUAAACUAUCUUUGGUAUACCAUCACCCCAAGUAUUGUCCAAUACCCCAAACACAUACUACGAUUUCGUCUGAUGAUCUUCUUUUUCAAACUCUUUUCUUGUGCCCAUAUAUACGUUGUAGAAAAAAUGUGAUCCAUUUUUCAGUAACAUUGCCGCUCAAUUCUUCUCCAGAGUACAUUUUUCCUACAACAACGAAUUCUAAAGAUCAUCAUGUAAAGCCUUUGUUUUGGUGCAAUAAUAAAGAAUUCGACGCCAAUGGUGGGUGCUACAUAUGCUAUGGUUCAAAUUUUGGCACAGACUAUUACUUUUGCGAAUACUGUGAUCAAAAUUUCCAUAAAGAAUGCGUUCAGUCUCCACUUAAAAUCAAACAUCCUUAUCAUCCUGAGCACUCUCUCCAACUUUCUUUUCAUAACCCUCAAGCUCGCUAUAUUGAGUGUUUAUGUUGCGGAAAAAGGGCAAACUUUAUGGUUUAUUAUUGUACCAUAUGUCAGGCUUUUAUGCAUCCAACAUGUGCGAUGAAACCAAUACCCUUUGUUAUAGACCAACCAAAAAAAUAUGUCCAUCCUCUCACAUUUUUCCCGAGACAAACUUCCUUAACUUGUAAUGUUUGUGGCUUAUUGAGAAAAAAUUAUCCCACCUACAUUUGUAUCAGAUACAACUUUGUAGCUCAUAUUGACUGUAUGAAUUUUUCACACAUCAUCAAGAUAUCACGUCACCAACAUCGUAUCUCCUACCUUCCUUCUCUUCCAUCAAGAGAACAGUCUUGUGGAGUUUGUCGAAAUAUAAACGGUGAUUAUGGUGCAUAUAUUUGCGGCAAGUGUAAUGACUAUGUUGUCCAUCCAAUAUGUGCUACUGGGAAGGAUGUGUGGGAUGGAAAGGAACUCGAGGGUGUACCAGAAGAUGAUGAUAUAACAAAAGAUCUUGGGCCGUUCAGUGUGAUAUCAGAAGGAGUGAUACUUUAUUUUCUUCAUGACCAUCAUCUUCGACUCGAAGUCGACCUACUUUAUGACGAAAAUAGGUUUUGUCAAGCAUGCAUCCUUCCUAUAUAUGAAGGAUCAUUUCUUUCACAUGCAAUGCUUGUCAUCGUAAUUGUGGUGGCUUUGUCUACGAGUGUCGAAACAAGCACAAAAGUGUUCUACGGAUGUGAUAACUGCUUCACCACUUUUCAUAUUGAAUGCGUACUCGGAGAAGACCCAUAUAUGAAGCCCGGUCAAUAUUUCGACUAUUGAGGGUAUAUUCAAAUUCUUAGCAAAUGUAACAUCUCUCGACCAUUCUGCGUUUCUUGCAAGAAACGUUGUCAAAGGAUAAUAUUUAAGAGAGGCAACAUCAUAGCAUGUUCUGUGGACUGUAUUGAAAAUGUAUAGAGACACAACACAAACAAAACAAGUACGCUUGGAACGCGCCAAGCAAACA